Stegastes partitus (bicolor damselfish) is the source of this 5129-nucleotide messenger RNA. RefSeq names its product E3 ubiquitin-protein ligase Topors-like. Gene Ontology annotation, biological process: protein monoubiquitination; protein polyubiquitination. NCBI's taxonomy places the organism in Eukaryota, Metazoa, Chordata, Actinopteri, Pomacentridae. The transcript is spliced from 4 exons. Gene Ontology annotation, molecular function: metal ion binding; ubiquitin protein ligase activity. The record is from RefSeq and is a predicted model, not a curated record. Bases 1 to 4491 code for a protein of 1496 amino acids.
AUGCCGCUCACGGCGCGGAGUUCGUACCGGAGGAGGAGAAAAAACCCGGAUGAGAAGGUCCCGGAGCGACCCGGGGAGUCUUCUGCUCAGGUGAUGGCGCCCACACGGAUGAAGCUGCGCGUCCGUCGCCGUGACAACACGGCUGCAGCUGCUACAGGUGACGAAGAGAGGACGAGAGAUAGCGGCGGCCACAGCAGCAGUCGGAGGAAAAAUGCCAGCAAAGCCACGACUGCUGCCGCUGCCGCCGCCGCUGCAUCUCCUCCCACCUCCUCCACCUCGGCGUCAGCACGGGCGGUGAUGGCGGCGGAUGAGGCGUCGCCCGACUCCAAGUGUCCGAUCUGCCUGGAUCGCUUCAACAACCUGGCGUACCUGGACCGCUGCCUGCACCGCUUCUGCUUUCCCUGCAUCCAGGAGUGGUCUCACAACAAGGCCGAGUGUCCGCUCUGCAAGCAGCCCUUCGCCUCCAUUCUGCACUCUGUCCGCGCCGAAGACGACUUCAAGGAGUACACGCUGCGGCCAGCGCCCGCCAAUAGCAGCGUCGCUGCCACCGUGGCAAUGGUGGCGGCGAUGGCGUCAGCAGCGAGGAGCGACCAUCAGAUGAGGCUGAUGCUGAGGAGGCACAGGGUGGCAGACGGAGGAGAGACGACCACGAGGAGGCGGCGGAGGGAGAGGGGGGGCAGAGGGGGAGGCAGGAGGGGGGAGGAGAGGGCGGGGGUGUGGGAGUGGUACCUCGACUCGCCUCCUCUUCCUCUCCCCCCCCUCCCUCUUCCUCAACGUCCCGUUGCCACCGAGGACAGCGAGGACGGAGACGAGCUGGAGGAGCAGAGGCUGAGGGGCGGAGCAGAUCUGGCGGAGCGUGGCGUCAUAUUCGAGGGUCUGACGGGCCUUGGGGGGGCAGUGGCUCCGGUGGCGCCUAACGACAGGGCGUCACGGCGGCUGAUGACCCGCUUGGCAGCGAGGCAGCGGCUUCAGCGAGAAGGUGGAACUGUGCGGCGGUUGCGGGAGAGAGAAACGGUGGCUUUCCGUCGCGCCCUCUACCGCUGUGGCAUUCGAGUUCGUGGUGUUGCCGGUAACCAGGGGCAACAGCAGCAGCGCGACAUCACAGCAGAGAGUUUUCGUCGGAACCCCGCCCACUUGAACAGACUCCGCCCCUGGCUGCGUCGGGAGCUCACGGUACUAUACGGAGCACACGGUUCACUCGUUGACAUUGUCCAGCGCAUCAUCAUGGCGCAGCUCGCUCGCCACGGCCUGGAGGACACGCCCACCAUAGAGGAAGAGCUGCGCCCCUUCCUGUUGGCCCGCACCGAACACUUCCUGCACGAGCUGGUCAGCUUCGCCCGCUCGCCACUCAGCCUGGACAACUAUGACCUGCAGGCAGCGUACGAGCCGCCAGCCGCCGCCAUGGAGCUGGACGGGAUGAGCAGCUCCUCGGACAGCAGCUCCGUCAUUGCGAUCUCGGAGGGCGAGGACGAGGAGCGGGCGGAGGAGGGGCGUGGGGACGGAGCCAACGACGAUGUCAUCCAAACUGGAAGCUGCCUAAGCCUGUCGGGCUGGGAUGACGAGACUCCGGGCCCCUCCUACUCCACCGCUGAACCCUCCUGUUCGCUGUCAUUUAGCCCCGCCCCUCAGGAGCCAACCAAUGAUGAAGGAGGAGAGAAGCGGGUGGAGGAGGAGGGGGAAGAGGAGUGUCUGAUCGUCGGCUACAAGAAGCCGAUCGCAGAGCGAACCCCUGAGUUGGUGCAGCUGUCGUCUGACACCGAGGAGGACGAGGAGAAGAAGAAGGAGGAGAUGCCUGAAAAACCUCCCCCCCUUCCCUCCACCGCUCUUCCCCCUUAUUUACCCACAGUCCCUCCCUCCACGUCUGGCGUCUACAGAGACGAGCAGGACGGUGAGAAGGACGGCGAGGUGGAGGCACGGCACUCACGUGCACGCACGUGGUCGGGAAGCAGCAGAAACUCGGUGUGCACGCUUAGCCCGGCGACACCUGGAGAAGGUGAGCGGCGACGGGAGCGAGUGAGCUGGAGAGACAGGAAGCAGCCCGGUGGCGAGGCGGCGAGAGAGAAGAGGAGGAGGAAGAGGAGGAGGAGAGGUCGGGAGAGGAAGAGCGGCACGCUGUACAACCCCAACCGCUCCAUUUAUCCCGCCAUGAUGCGCCGCCGCUCGCACUCCCCCUCGCCGUUCCGCUCCAGCGCUGAGUCCGGCUCGCCGCCCGACUCCAGCUGGGAGUACCGCUGCUCCCAGGUGUCCCCCCUCACCUCCUCCGUCUCCUCACCCUCCUGCUCUUCGUCUUCGUCGCCAUUCUGCUCCUCGCCGCCACCGUCAUCGCCACCGCCGCCGCAGACCCCGCCCUCGCUCUCCCCCAGCAGUAGCACUCACCACGGAGAGAAGCCCGGCGGGAAGAGAAAGUACAAGAGCCGGCACCUGGACAGCGAAGUCAAGGAUCCAACAUGGAGGCGGAGCGGCAGCCAUCACAGAGACAGGAGGAGGGAGAAGGAGAGGAAGAGGAGGAGGGGAAGGAAAAGGAGCAGCAGCAGGAGGUCCAGAGAAGACCGAAGUCCCAGCGUGGAGAUCAUCUACGAGGGCACCAUCACUUCGGAGGCAGCGCAACCUCGAGCCCACAAACGCCGCCGGAGACGCCACCGCGGGCCACAGUACGGCAGCUCUCCGGUCAUCAUCACCCUCGACAGCGACAGCAGCCACGAAGACGCCAACGUCAACAAAAACCACAUCAGCAGCAGCAGCAGCAGUCCACUCAGCAGCCAGCAGACCGUCGAUUUCUGCGACCUUCCUCCUCUGCCAUUGGUGCACUCAACCGGAGUGGGCGGGGCUUUGGACGCUGAAAUCGGCGAACUUCCCGUUGACAUCCUGGAUCGAGGAUCUGAUGGCUCGGAGAGCGAGUCCAAGGGUCCGAUUGCCAUCGAUAACAGCGACAACAGUGAUCGGGACGUGGAUGUGGAGAACGUGGAGGAGGGCAGGGCUCUGCUGGGAGGCGAGAAAGCAGCGUCGACAAACAAACAUGAUAAUCAGCCAACGGAAGAGCACAAUGACAUCAACAAACGAAAAGCCCCGCCCUCCGACUGCCACCUGCUCGCCACCAUCCUUGACGACCUGAAGGGGAUCUCGGCGCCAAAACAAAACCAUCCGUUGAACUCGGACUCACCCGACGCCCGGAGGAAGCGCUGCAGGGAGCCAUGCGAGGUCCGUCAGAACCAGGAUAUCUGUUCGGCUGAGGAGCAGAAUCGGGGCUUUGACCUGCCCAUGUCUUGCGCCUCCAUUCCCUCACCAUCUCCUCUGAAGCGCCCGACAGAGUGCCAGGUCCGAGAGGAGAGCCAGGACGUCCCCCCGCUGCUCAGACAGGCCAGUCCGGUCCGACCAUACAACCGAAACACUCCGCCGCCGCUCAAACACAAAGACGCUGGGAGUCCUCGCCGUUCCACCGACUCACCCGGUGAACUCCACCUUCAUCAUGCCUCCGAACCCGUCAUCCCUCCUGUUCUGCUCAGUCCGAAUCCCAUCGACUCCUGUUUGGCUGCAGAGCUGCCGAACGACAAACAAACCAUCCCGCCCAUUUCGACGCUGAAGAGACACUUCUCGAAUGCUUUGGCGUCGAGAGGUGAGCCGAACGCUCCCUCGAAACUCAUCCAUUCCAAACCUCCCAUCGACUCCCAUACUUCUUUUGGAACGAGCCCCUUAUCUCAUCCGGACUUCAGUUACUUCCAUCCUGCAAAGUUACAUUCCAGCCGCGGUGACACCGUGGAAACACCUUCGCCUGUUGACUUGCAUCCUGUGAAUUCUUCUGUUGAUUUCCAUUCAGCCAACACCGGCUGGUCCAAAGAGAAGCCGGCUCACACUGACUCUACCUCCGGAGGUGGCAGGAAUAAGACGGUGAGCCCGGCCGUAGACCCCCAUCCUCCGCCGGCAGGUUCUGGUGUUUUCUCAGGAGUCAACUCGAAAGACACGUCGCCUCCUGCUUUUGUUUCGUCCGUCGGUUCCAGGACUCCCUCCUCACCCGUCGACUCGCUCUGUUCCAGUAAAACAGAGAAUUCGUCAGAAAGGAUUUCACCAAAAGCAGCUUCCGUCGACCUUCAUGCUGGGAGUCCAAACUCUACGACUGACCCUUGUCGUUCCACUGCAGUUUCAGAAGGACUGAAGCCAUCGUCAGCGGUCGAUCACGAACAAAGUCGUUCUGAGCCGCCACCCGCUUGCUUGAAUUCUUCUUGUUUUGACGGACACUUGAACCACACGGCCUUACCCUCGUCUCCCGCCGAACACACCGCCAACUUCCACACAUCUCAGUCCACCGCCGACUCCAGACCUCAGAACCACUUUGACUCUCAGUUUCCGGUCAAACUCUCUAAGAGGGGCUUUCCGCUCCACACUGACAAUCACGUCGCAUCCGCUGAGAACCAGCACAACUCCUCUGUCGACGCCUGUUCGGACUCUCAGUCGCCCGAACGCUCAGAUGGCGGCGGCGGCAUCUGGAACACGUAGGACACGCUAACACAUCUGUAAAGAGAAAUUCAAAUGUUUCUGAGGACUUAAUGGAGGAAAUGUGAGGAAAUAAAUGUUGCUUUUUACUGGUUUUCUUUAUGAGCAGAAUUGAACUCAUUGAUGGCCAUUUCAUCACCACCGUCUGAUCAAAGUGUGUCUGCAAGGGACGGACGUAGUCGAAAUUUUCAAACAGGACUGGGACAGUGUGAUUCGAUUCUUUGGAUAUGGUUUUAAAAUAUUUAUGCUUUUUGUCAUUUCAAUGAGACGUUUUGUUCGCAGCAGGAAGCCACGAAGAGUUAAACGAUGAGAAGUUUGUAAAAAUGUUGAUUUUUACCGUCGCACUGAUGAUAGCGACUGGUCACUGAAGGUGCUCCCAGUCCGAGGAGACCGACACGACAGAAAAACCAACGUUAAAGGAUGAUCGAAACUGUAGCUGUAGUCUGAAAGAAAUUAUGUGAAUGAAGGGAUCAAGAUUUGUCUUGUGUAGAAACCAGAUUAACGAAUAAAAAGUCUGCUCACAUGACUCUGAAGACACGAUUAAAGAGUGACAUCCAGCUCCGCUCUCACCUGUCUGGUUGUAAAUGAAUGAACCUGUUCUGUACGAAACAACACCGAAUUAAAGUUUGGUCAGAAAGUGA